AUGACCGCUGCGCGCAAUACAACGGUGUUGAACAGGUCGGAGAGCAACCGGGAAAGCGAAAGGGAAAGAGAACGAGAAAGAGAAAGGGAGAGAGAACGAGAAAGAGAACGAGAUAGGGAAAGAGAGGGCGAAGGCAACGCAAGCGCAAACAUACCUCGGUAUCCCACCAACGCGAACAUACGACAGCGACUGCACGACAACAUCAGCGCCCUCAACGGCUUGGUCAAUGAAGCGAGCAACAACGCCAACAAUAAUAAUAAUAAUAACACCACAACUCUUCCGACCUCGAUCCUCCUGAAUCAAAGGCCUCCAGCCUCGGAUGCCGAACCACCGCCUUACUUGAGUGCCAACUUCGCCUCCAGUCUCCCGAGCCUCCGUCCACGAUCGUCCACCGCCAGCCUUGCGCCCUCACUGGCCUCGCCCAGCCUCUUCGAAUCUUCCCGUCGACCUUCCACCAGAAACGGGCCGCCACCUCCUCCCCCGCCCAUCAUGUAUCCGAAUACCCAAGCCAAUCCCUCGCGGCCCUUCGCCGUCCCGCCCCCGCCUCCCAUGUCGCCGCCUAUGCCCGGACAAAUGAACAAUAUCAUGUCCAUACCGCCCCCUCCGCCGAGGUAUCCCAGCGCGCCAUCCGCAGCAGUCGGGUUACAACUGCCCCCUCCGCCCUCUGGUCCACCUCCGAACAGCGCCAUGAACUCGCAAGCGCCAUGGCAAGGUAGCUGGGGGCGAAUGUAUGAUUCAAGGACAGGCAUGGCUAUCCCACCCCCACCCUCUGGGGGACCACACAGAGCCUAUGACCCGAAGCUUCACUCGCAAAUGUCCGGUACCAACCUUGCCGGCACUUUGUCUAUACCACCACCGCCGCCCUCGGAGCGUCCAGGCAUGUCGGCCACCUACAUACCACAAGGCGACACAUAUGGAGAGGGCGUAGGCAUACCUGCCUUCGACUUCGAUGAGCCUGCAGCCCUGUAUACACCACAGAAGACCUGGCCAGCAAAUGGUCAGAAUGGCACUAUUGACACUGCCAACACAACCCCCGCCGACAAUGACAGCCGAGACAGGUUGUAUGCCAGUGCCAUGUCAAACAGAAUGGCUUCCACUGCCUCCAAUGCUCCAUCCGGAGUCACUCCCGAGUUGGCCGCCAAAUGGCCCUUGGACCAUGUCCUCCUGUGGUUGGCUACUAACCAAUUCUCAAAGGACUGGCAAGAUACGUUCAAAGGACUGAAUUUGCAUGGAGCGCAGUUCCUUGAACUUGGCAGUGGUCAUGGAGGCAGAGGAAACUUUGGCUUAAUGCAUCAGCAAGUUUAUCCCCGACUAGCCCAAGUGUGCACCAAAAGCGGUACUGGAUGGGAAUCGGUUAGAGAAAGGGAGGAAGGAAAGCGCAUGCGGCGGCUGAUACGCAAUAUUGCGCAUAGUGGAGGACUAUCCACACGCCCAAAAGAAGGUACAUCGAGCGCACCGCCAAACAACAAUCAAGGUCCCGGCACGGACAUUGAGUCGCCCAACACGCCCAUCAAGGCGCCUGGGCAAGGUUUUGGUGCGAGACGUUUCUCCCAGACGAGAUCUACUACAAUGCCAACUCUCAGCGGUAACACAAUGAGCUCGGAUGCCAACCACAGGACUAUUCUCAAGAAUAUUGAUAUCGAGAGCACUCGGAGACAUAGUCCUGUUGGUAAUGAUGCUGAUGACAACUAUCGCGCUGCAGCUUUUCUGGGCGACAGCCCGAGUAGGAGCCCCAAACCUGGUUCUGGCUUGUUCCCCCAGUCUGCUGGGAAUUUGUCAGCUUCUUCACCUUCUGGUAGAUUUGGUCAUCGGUCCAGAGAUAGCACCAGUUCCGUGUCAUCAAACGCCGCCAUCUACGGUUCUGGCGUGCCACCCGAGGCCAGCCAAAUGCUGCGUAAUGGGAUGAAUGGCAUCGGCGAGAUGUUGAAUACAAACCGCAAUAAAGACGGCUCUGGACAAUCCCCUUUAGAACCUGGCGACCGCUCUGCUGGGGCUGAGCCACCCGGGUCUGCAAAGCACGACAAGAGCUUCCUAAGCUUUUUGAAACGAAAGAAAAGAGAGGACGGAUCUGCUGCGUCUCCUGAGGAGGGGGAUGUUCAAACGAGUCCAAACCUUUCCAAAGCUUCCUCACUUGCAAGGGGUAAUGGCGGUACUGAGCUGGAUACCUCCUCAUUGGAUACUGCUCCGGCUUUCCGCCGAAACCCCAAUGCUCCACGGGCUUUUGUUCUAGCAACAAUGGACGGAUGGAACUAUCGUAUGUGCGAUGUUACAGACUGCCAGACUUCCAUGGACUUGCGCGCCAAUAUCUGCAUGAACCUGGGCUUACCGGAUCCAUCCUUAUCACAAUUGUUCAUCACAGAACUUGGACGUGGUGAACACGACGAGCCGCUUGAGGACCAGAGCUUGAUGAUCCACAAAAGAAACAAGGCGGAUUCACUAGGCACCCUGAAGUUCUUUGUCAAGCUUGGCAAUCCAGCCACACAGCCUGCUGUGCCUGGGUCGCUCACUCCAGGAUAUAUGCCCGCCGGUGCUUCUAUGGACGAGGAUGCAUACGCGCGCCUCGAUGGUCGUGAGCGAUCAAGUUCGUCACCACCCACCUCGAGGGUGAACAUUGUGAGCGAGGGAGAGCCAGAUCCCAAUGAGCUAGCGCAAAAGGCCAUGGAUUAUAAAGCAAGUGUCGAAAAGCAGCAAGCAGCAUAUCUAGCCAGAAGGAAGCAAGCGCUCGAAAGAUCGUCACCUCAGGACAACAGUCCACAGUACGGAAUUGUUGGAAGGAAUGUCGACUUUGACCAGCCUCGUAAUUCGCCGUACGAGGAGAAGAAACCUGAAAACUUGUUUCCCCAGCGUCGAGCACCUGCUCCUCCUGGGGUUGAGACAGCUACCCUCCUCAAGGCUAAUUCACUGAGUAGGAAGUCCGGCCACCAAAUGCGGCAAUCUCAAACUAGUCUCGAUGGAUUUCCCACUCCCAGGCGGCCGGGUACCUCAACUAGCGACACGAAUCAAGAAAUGUCUCAACGGCGACCCCCUCAAUCCGGUAGGGAGCCUACUGCUUUUGGUGCUCUAUUGGGCAUGGGGAGUGCUCUUAGCCAGCUCGGUCGCCCUACUGCAGGUGCUCGCCACCAGAGACCUGCUUCGCCACCCAGGGUGAAUUCUGGUCCUGCAGCUGCCCCUACACAUGAUGAACAACGAGGUAAGCGCGCUAUGGCAUCGGUUGAUCUUGACCAGACGGCCGUCGGUCGCAGUAGUCCGCGAUCUGGCUCACCCGGGACUUUUACGUGGAGCCGUGGAGAUGUUGCAUUUGUCGUUCCGGACUACUCGCCCGGCGGCACGCCUCUGAAUGAUGCCCGGAAUAAGCUUGAAGUUGGAGACCUUGCUAAAGUGCAUGAAACAGCACAUCGAGCGACAUCCCCUGGUGGCGUGAGUCCCAAUUCGGCACGCCCAACUGGUAAUGGCUUCAGCCGCCCCGAGCCUCAACGACGCAAAUCGCAUGGUCCUGAUGUGGAUUUCGAAGAGGCGGAUGUGCAAUUUUCCAAGCCGGCAGCUCCUGUUUUACAAAAGCAUGACUCCUCCGACGACGAUUCAGAUGACGGACUGUUUGCUGUACCCGUACGGGGCCGGCAGCCGUCAACAAAGAAACCUAAUCUUACUUUAAAAACAUCACGGUCCAAGAAGCAACUAUCGGUGUCUUUUGGGUCGCCGGGUUCUAACAAUAUACCCGAUUUAGAAGGAGAUGAUCCUAGUGUGCGCAGUGGGCAAAGUUCACGUCGGACUCCAGCGACACCGCGGUCGGAUUCGAAAGAGUCGGACGACGGUAAGCUUGGACGGCGCAAAUCGUUCAUUGAGCGUGAUCAUUGGGCCGCCCGCCCACCCGCUGAAGCUUUGCUGGACAACCUCGAUGCAUUCUUCCCCGAACUUGAUCUCGAUCAACCUGUCCUUGAUGAGGCGUCACUUCAAGAACCUCCCUCACCAAGCUCGCCAGGCAUCGAUGCCAUUAUGAAGCAGGGUGGCGAGCAUUCCAGGGCCACAAGCAACGAGUCUCUUCAAUUGCCGAUGCACGGCACCACCACGGCACGGUCCUCUGUAUAUAGCGACAACGACACACUUGGUUCUGACGAGUCAACUCUCAAAGCUCUAGAGCAACGACCACAGUCUAUCGCAUCCGUCGCGCAGAGAAGUAUGAGGCGCUCGGGUGGACUUGGCCGUAUGAAGUCCAUUCGUGAAGUAGCCCGCGGGGCGCAUGAAGCUAACAAGCGCUUCACCACUGCUUCAGCAGCAUCCGGCGCGGGAGGCGCAGCUUCCAUGAUACAACGACGCAAGAGCACCAAAAUGUUUGGUGCUCAUGUGGUCCAAAUUCGACCCGAACGUGGUUCGAUGAUCGACAUCCUACCUGAAAUUCCGCAAGAUACUCUGCCCAAACGCCAGACAACUUUCCGCUGGUUUAAGGGUGAGCUAAUCGGCAAAGGAACAUAUGGCCGCGUUUACCUCGGAAUGAAUGCUACAACGGGUGAAUUCUUGGCUGUGAAGGAGGUCGAGGUUAACCCCAGAGCGGCGGGGGGUGAUAGCAACAAGAUGCGCGAACUUGUUGCUGCCUUGAACACGGAAAUUGAAACCAUGCAAUACCUUGAUCACGUCAACAUCGUUCAAUAUCUUGGCUGCGAGAGAAAGGAAACGAGCAUCAGUAUUUUUCUCGAGUAUAUUUCUGGCGGAUCGAUUGGUUCCUGUCUACGCAAACAUGGCAAGUUCGAGGAGCCUGUCGUCAGUUCCUUGACACGGCAGGCACUGUCCGGUCUAGCCUAUCUGCACCGAGAGGGUAUCUUGCACAGAGAUCUCAAAGCUGACAACAUCCUACUGGAUCUGGACGGCACGUGCAAGAUUUCCGAUUUCGGUAUCUCUAAGAAGACGGAUGACAUUUACGGAAACGACAAAACAAACAGCAUGCAAGGUUCCGUCUUCUGGAUGGCGCCAGAGGUGAUCCGUUCCCAAGGAGAAGGAUACAGCGCAAAGGUUGAUAUCUGGUCUUUGGGCUGUGUGGUGCUCGAAAUGUUUGCUGGACGAAGGCCUUGGAGUAAAGAGGAGGCAGUCGGCGCCAUCUACAAGAUCGCGAAUGGAGAGACGCCGCCGAUCGCGGAUGAGGUUCGCGAAGCCAUAAGUCCCUACGCUCUUGGCUUCAUGCUGGACUGUUUCACGGUGGACCCGAGGGAACGGCCCACGGCAGAGCGCUUGCUGAUGCAGCAUGAGUUCUGCGAACUCCAGGAGGAUUACCACUUUUUCGACACGGACCUAUAUGCCAAAAUCCGUGGUACUUACAGCUGACCGAACUGAAGUAUUACUCAGUCGAUAUUUACUCAGUCAAUACUCAAAAAAAAUACUAGGACAGGUUGAGCAUUCUGUAUAUCACUGGAAAUUCAUUUUGGGUAUGACGCAUGUGUUAUGACGGAUAGCGACUUAUUGUCUCGAGCAUGGCGUCGGGUGUCCUUUUUUGAUAUUUUUGAUAUUUUUUUACAAGUAACGCUCAGGAUAAACCUGUAAGAAGUCGGACUGUGCCUUCGCUGGAUAGAGGUAGCGGUGUAUAGAUUAUGGUGUAUUAGCGAGCUUGCAAGAUAUUGAACAUUAGUUGAAGCCAUCGUCCUUGUUUCCGCAUAUAAACCCAGCUAUUGCUAUUGCGGCUCAUGUUCAUUUAUAUUUCCAAUUUAUUUGCUUUUGGCUCAAAAAUGGCGAGACUGCUUCUCAUAUAUCCCUGAUCGAGUUUAUAAAACAGUAUAUUCCCAGGGCCUUUGUAAUAUUGUCUGGAU
This is a messenger RNA of Truncatella angustata, 5792 nucleotides long. RefSeq lists its product as uncharacterized. Gene Ontology annotation, molecular function: protein kinase activity; ATP binding. The coding region runs from base 1 to 5313 and encodes 1770 amino acids. NCBI's taxonomy places the organism in Eukaryota, Fungi, Ascomycota, Sordariomycetes, Amphisphaeriales, Sporocadaceae. The transcript is spliced from 3 exons. The record is from RefSeq and is a predicted model, not a curated record. Gene Ontology annotation, biological process: protein phosphorylation.